GCACGUGAGGGGCGCGCGGCGCGCCCCCGUCAGCCUCACUGAGAAAGGCGCAUCAUCCUUUUUUUAUUGCAGUCACGUCUACUUGCACAUAUUUGACAUUAGACAUAACGGGAGAUGUCUUAUCCUAUCGCUGUUAUAUCAGCAAUAUAAAUAGCUACCCAUCAGAAGGAGUAAACCUCAAUUCCUGAUUUGUUUUUGUCUUUUUUUUUCUUCUUUUUUUUUUGCAUACCACUCGGGACGACAAAGACCAUAUAUUUUGGUUUUGGACGCAGAACCACCCGCUGCAGAAACCAUCAGAUCUUGUGAUAAAUUGAGAUGCUUUUUCAGUCAUCAACAAUGACGCUCCGGUUGGAGAGCGGAGAAACAGCCUAGAGAGGUGGCGGGCGAUGGAUGUCCAGCUCAGCUCAGCUCGGUGAUGAUGAGGCACCUGUUCCUGUUCUGAAUGCAGCGCAGAGAGACACCUCUCCGGGUGUCACCAUCAGCUCUGGAUGCUGCGCCGAAGGAUGGCAUACUCCGACCCUUCGUCGGGCAAAGAUAUUCUCGGCAGUAGGUCCCUGUGUUUCAUAUUUAUUUGCGCAUUUGGACUCGUCACGCUUUUGCAGCAAAUUCUUUAUGGCAAAAAUUACAUCAAGAGUGCACAACAGUUUAGCCGAGUCAAAGGGGACGAGACCGGAAAUUGGACCGGCCCCGUUAAUUUCUUCGAUGAUGGAUCUCUGAAGCCUGCCAGAAAUGGAAGGAAAAGAUGUUACCGUCAGAAUAAUCAGCCAGAUUCACAGAUCUCCGUAAUAAUCACACCCUGCCUAGCUGAUAUUAAGAAGAAAAAAUUACGCUCUCAAAGGUAUUUGGAAAAUUAUGGCGGCGCGUUUGAAUUCAACUCAACGACUUGCAGAGAGCUCCGACAGGAGAUUAUGGACGUCAAAGUCCUGACAAUGGUAAAAACCUCAGAGUUGUGCGAAAGAUGGCGAAAUCUGCAGGUCUGCAAAUGGGAGCAGAACAAAGAAGAGACCAGCAACUUUAGGAUGUCUCUGUCCCGCUGCUGUAAUGCUCCAUCCUUUUUGUUCACCACCAAGAGAAAUACUCCUGCCGGGUCCAAGCUGAGGUAUGAGGUGGACACCAGUGGCAUCCUCCCUAUUACCUCAGAGAUCUUCAAGAUGUUCCCAGAUGAUAUGCCAUAUUCCAAAUCCCAGUUCAAAAAAUGUGCUGUCAUUGGAAAUGGAGGUAUCAUCAAGAACACCAAAUGUGGAAAGGAAAUCGAUUCAGCCGAUUUUGUUCUCAGAUGCAAUGUACCACCGAUCAACGAGAAAUACUCAGCAGAUGUGGGCACAAAAACGGACCUGGUGACCAUAAAUCCAAGCAUUAUCACAGAAAGAUUUCAGAAGCUAGAGAAAUGGCGGCGUCCAUUCUACGAAGUUCUCCAGAACUAUGAGAACUCAUCAGUGGUGCUACCUGCCUUUUACAACACCCGCAAUACUGAUGUUUCUUUUCGAGUCAAGUACAUGCUGGAUGAUUUUGACUCCCAGAGAGGCGUGUUCUUCUUUCAUCCGCAGUAUCUCCUUAAUGUACAGCGUUUCUGGGCGGUGCAGGGCGUCAGAGCAAAACGCCUUAGCAGCGGCCUAAUGCUCGUGACUGCUGCCUUGGAGCUUUGCGAAGAGGUCCACCUCUACGGUUUCUGGGCGUUUCCAAUGAACCCUGCAGGAAUCUUCAUCACUCACCAUUACUAUGACAAUGUAAAGCCCAGGCCUGGCUUCCACGCUAUGCCUCAUGAAAUAUUUAACUUCAUUCACAUGCACACCCGUGGGAUUAUCAAUGUACAUACGGGGCGCUGCUCAUGAUCUAUCCUUUUUCUGCUUUUUAAAUAAACCUGUUUUUCUUCAUUAGGGUAGUACACUUGGCAAUGGGAGUACAAACUCAUUUGCUUUAAUUAGUUCAACAAUAUGGUGAAGAUUGCUUGCUUGGACACAUUUCUCUUUUCAAAGAUCCUUUACUACUGUUAUGUCACUGUGGCAAUUUCUGCGUCUCUAUCUAUAGGAUGCUUGUCUUUCAUUUUAAAAAUUGAUCUUCAGAAAAUGGUUGUCUCUGUGAUGUUUUUAAAGUGGCCCCACUGUACUUGAUCACACAGGUAUUUCUGCUUACAUGGGGCCUCACUGGGGAUUUGUUUGUGCCCCGUCUCUUAACUUUCUCUUGGACAGUCUGUGGGUGUGGCAGCUUAAUGUUUGUGUCAAACAAGCUUGGACACUGGUUUUAUUAAAUGAAUAUCUGAAUAUACAACUGUAACAUCUUCUUGUCUACUUUUGUAAACUAUUUCCUAUUCAGCAGAAUGACAGUGUAAGUAUUUUCACAUUCUAUUCAAAGAGGCCUGUUCUCAUUGGCCUUGUUUCUCCCUGUAAAAAUACCCCAAUAUUUAUCAUGAGACACUGUUGUGUGUUUGUUUUGGUUUAGGGCAAGAACUUUUACUAGACUGCUGUGAAACAAUCCAGCUGUUUAUCUUGUCUUAAGCCAAUUUUGCCUUAUGAGAUCUCAAACCCCACUGGACAUUAUGCGAUGCACCCUUGUGCCCUCCUGUACAAUGAAUUUACCAUUGAAUGAAAUGUAAGUUUGUCUCUUGUAUUAAACAACAUUCUAGACUUGCUAUAAUGUAAAAACAAAUGUGUCCUUCUUGGCUCAUAUGAUCAAUAACGCAGUAAUUUGCCCCUUUUUUUUGUUGCAAUAAGUUUUUUUUUUUUGGGGGAUGUUUUAUUUUUGAACUGUAUAGACUUGCUUUGCAUUUGUAAAAAAAAAACUCACAUUUUACUGCUGUUCGAUUUUACACUGUUUUUUGUACUUUAUGAAGAUUAGAUAGCUGUAAUUUUUUGUUUUGCUGCCACAUUAUUUAAGCUAAGCUGAAAACCUGUUGGUUUUCUUUGAAGUUAAACAUUUUUAUAAUUUUAAUGGACUUCUUCAGUAAUUAACGCUCACAAAUAAAGAGUUAAUGAAGCCAAAAUGGACUUCAGAAUAAGUUUGCUUGAAAACAAUCAUGACUGAUUCAGGCAUGAAAACAUGGUCUGUGUAAUGCAAUGAGGUGUACUGUAUGUUGGCAUUUACAGUGCUUCUUAACUCUUAAACAUUCUUUAUAUUGAGUGUGUUUGUUAAUAAACCAGUUUUCUCAAAACUA
This is a messenger RNA of Cyprinodon tularosa, 3151 nucleotides long. RefSeq names its product ST8 alpha-N-acetyl-neuraminide alpha-2,8-sialyltransferase 5 (gene st8sia5). Gene Ontology annotation, molecular function: alpha-N-acetylneuraminate alpha-2,8-sialyltransferase activity. NCBI's taxonomy places the organism in Eukaryota, Metazoa, Chordata, Actinopteri, Cyprinodontiformes, Cyprinodontidae. The record is from RefSeq and is a predicted model, not a curated record. The coding region runs from base 489 to 1832 and encodes 447 amino acids. Gene Ontology annotation, biological process: N-glycan processing; oligosaccharide metabolic process. The transcript is spliced from 9 exons.